Molecule: messenger RNA, 1760 nt
Organism: Echinops telfairi (small Madagascar hedgehog)
Lineage: Eukaryota; Metazoa; Chordata; Mammalia; Afrosoricida; Tenrecidae
Gene: RGS16
Product: regulator of G protein signaling 16
Exons: 6
Coding region: 148-756 (202 amino acids)
Source: RefSeq, a predicted model, not a curated record
UUCCAGAAGACCUCCGUUUCAGCUGUAAAGUGGGGAUCGUGAUGAGGAUCUUGGGGGUUAGCUCCUGCCGGGAGCAGCGGCAGAGUAAGAGAGCUCCUCGCAGUGCCUGCCAUUCUCUCCGAGACGUGCUGCCUGGCGCCCGCAGCCAUGUGCCGGACCCUGUCCGCCUUUCCCACCACCUGCCUCGAGAGAGCCAAAGAGUUCAAGACACGACUGGGGCUCUUCCUUCACAAAGCUGAGCUGGGCUCUGACACCGGGAGCCUCGGCAAGUUGGAGUGGAGCACCAAACACAGCAAAGAGAGCCGGAACCUCUCAGAAGAUGUGCUGGGGUGGAGAGAUUCGUUCGACUUGCUGCUGAGUAGUAAGGAUGGGGUGGCCGCCUUCCACGCCUUCCUGAAGACGGAGUUCAGCGAAGAGAAUCUCGAAUUCUGGCUGGCCUGCGAGGAGUUCAAGAAGAUCCGCUCUGCCGCCAAGCUGGCCGCCAGGGCUCACAGGAUCUUUGAGGAGUUCAUUGGCAGCGAAGCUCCCAAAGAGGUGAACAUAGACCACGAGACCAGGGAGCUCACGAGGAUGAACCUGCAGGCCGCCACGGCCACAUGCUUCGAUGUGGCUCAGGGGAAGACAUGGGUCCUGAUGGAGAAGGACUCCUACCCUCGCUUCCUGAAGUCCUCCGCGUACCAGGACCUGGCCGCCCAGGCCACGGCCUCCUCGGCCGCCCCAUCCAGCAGCAGCGUGGCUGAGCCUUUAUGCACCUGAGCCUCUGUGGCGGUGAGGGAGCCAGCUGGAAGGCAAGGUGAAGCCGCCUGACUGGCCCUGAGGCUUCGGACCCGGGUGGGAAGCCGGUUCUGCUAACCAGUGCGAGAGGACUGAAGCAGCGCAAAGCCGCCCCAGCCAACAGUGCUGGACGCCCCAGCCUCGUCUACAGAUACUGUGGGACUCAGUGGGUGCAUGAGAGGGUGCCCCACUCCAGGGCCUGGGACUGAAGAAGAGUGGGAGGCAUCAUUGCAUAUCCCUGUUCUUGCUCAGCAAGGAGACGGUGAUCUGGGUAAGGGGAAGUUCGCACCUGUGGGAGCACAGGCACCCUGGUCAGCAGGUUUGCCUGUGGUCAGCAGCCUCUGCUGUAUCCUGUCUCCCUAGUUCUGCUCUGAGCAGAGGGUGGGGGUGGGGAGUGAGGGUGCAUGGGCAUCUGCCCUGCCCUGCUCACCUGCCUGUGGGCCUUCCAGGUGCCUUAGCCUGCAGGUACACUACGUCCACACCCUCAGUGCUGCCGAGACCCACAGCCACAGGUCACUCCUGACCAGGAGUCGUGUUUUAAAACUUCAGCAAGGGCUCUUUGAGCCUCUUUCCAAGGUUGUCGCAAACCUGGAGAAGGGCCACCUAGCACAUAGGACAUGAACAUUGGUGCUCUGGGUGGCCCCUGCAGAAGGCCUCUGACCCCACCUCUUGCUGGGAGGUGCCCUUUUAGCUCGGUGCCUUGGAAGUGGGGCCCAUGAGGCCUCCCGGGGAGUGGCCAGUCCAUCUCUUGUGCUUGGUGGACUGAGAGGGCCUCAGCUUUGGAACACACCUGGGUUUGGGGAUGCUGGAGGGGUGCCAAGGACCCAAGGGCCAAUCUUGGGGCUCUCAGGCCAUCUUCCUGUCUCUGACCCAUAACUGUCCCUGUGCUGUGGAAUGAGGGCAGAGAGGGUCACAAGGAGCGAGUCUCCUGUCUGUCGUGAGAGUUAAGCUGCUGGUUUCCGAGGGAAAGACCAGGGCAGGGGCAG